AUGUCCUCGCAACAAAACUCACCUCCUCCGGCCUCGGGCUCCAGCUCUGAGCUCAUCCCACGCAACACUCUUCUCGGUCUGCCGGAAGAGCUUCAAGAUCUCAUCGCUAAAGCAAUCAGCGAAGACAGCGACGUAAUCGUCGACACGUUGUGUAAGCUGACACUGGUCUGCGAGCAGAUGCAUCGGAUUGCCCGUCCGUAUGUCCUCCGCGCCACAAGCUAUAGGGCGUUUCGGCGGGCUAUUGAGUCGGCCUGCCUUCCGAUAAUGCGUCUCUGUGGUGAGUGCCGCGCAGCCCCAGUCGAGAUGAGCUGGCCUGUAAGACCGUCGUGGAGGGAGUAUCGACCGAUCGAUGCUCUACUCCUCAACUUGGACGAGCGGCAUGAUAGUCCGCGAAGCGAACAGUUGCAGAACAAAAUUCGAACGAGUGUCUAUGAAGCUCUUGAGUGGCUCCUUGAGAAGGGUGCCAGCGGAGAAGCAAAUCUGGUAAGUGAAUCCCUUAACGGGUUUCGAUAUCUACGGCUGGAUAUGGGUCUUGGACACAUGCCCACGAGACUCCUGAAGCAACUCCAACUUGACAUUGGUAGACCUGGAGUUGAAAUGUAUCUCAAGAUGAUUGAGCUGUUGAGCAGUUAUGGCUUUCCGAACCCAACUCGAUCCAACGCCCUCGACGGCGUGGUGGCCACCGACAAGUUACCUUUCUACCAUCCGGCGUGUGACUGGGCGGACGCGCAGCCAUACCCUUUUGUCAACGGUGCGAUAGCAGACACGUAUUUCACGGAAUACCCACUAGACCUGGCGCUCAAGUCGCAUAUUCCGCCUCGUCUUCUGGAGUUGAUGUUGAAGGAGUAUGCCUGUCGAGGCGUCAGUCUGCUCACAUUUUACAAAGAGUGUCCGGAAGGUCUCAAGAAGACCUGUAAGGGAAAGAGGCCUCGUAUAGAUGAUGACUGGGUGGGUGUAAGUUCCGUUGGCACUCUUAUCGGAACGCUCCAUGCUGAUUUGCACAGCACGUCGGUGACCCGUUGGAGAGCAUCGUAUCCUGGAGAAGUCGCUGACAUUUUCCGGCAGAAGCUCGACAUCAUGGUCAAGUACGAGAUGAUUGACGUGCUUGAGGAGCUUCUGCUCAAGAGUAUUCUUGGAGCUCUGGAUUUAAUCACAGCGCAAAUCACUGCAGCAGGACGUGUAGUGCCUAUGCAGUUCAUGCGCUCGUGGGUGACGCUAUGCGAGGCAGUUCGACCCCAUUGCGCCGACGAGUAUGAGUUUCUAUACGAUAUAAAACGCACAAUUGUUCGCAAUGGACCUGGACGCGUCCAUGAGUUCGUUAUUGAUACCGAGUGGAAUCCAUGGUACAUGUGGUUCAUGUGGUCUGAUGCAUGCAGACGUCGUGACCUGACAAUAUGGAACAUCGGUAGGGCCGAAUUCCACAAGAAUAGAAGGUAUUUCUGGCAGAAGCAUCACGGGUACGAGAUCGAGUAUAUACUCGGGUACUUUGACCGUGAUCAGGUCCAGCCUUGGUACGAGGUUGAUGUGGUCGAGUGGUGUCAGCAAAUGCUGGGAACUUUUACUGAGGACGGGGUUCCUGACGACUUGAAGUAUGAUUUUCGCACCUGGUGUGAGUUCAUGGAAGGGGAACUUGACGAAGAGUCAAUUCCCUUCGAAUGGUGGAGCCAGUUCACGAGAGCGUGA
This is a messenger RNA of Fusarium fujikuroi IMI 58289, 1683 nucleotides long. RefSeq lists its product as uncharacterized. The transcript has a single exon. Lineage: Eukaryota; Fungi; Ascomycota; Sordariomycetes; Hypocreales; Nectriaceae. The coding region runs from base 1 to 1683 and encodes 560 amino acids. The record is from RefSeq and is a predicted model, not a curated record.